CAUUUUGGUUACCAUUGAAAAGCAUAAGUGCCCAACCUCCCCACCUUGGACGAACUCUUCUUUUCUUUCCAUUCUCAUUCAUCCUUUACCUUGCUCACGUCUCAGUCAGCCUCUUUCUCUGUCACUCAGGUCCAUACAUUCACCACCCCCCUACUCCAGUUCUUGUAUAUUGCGGAUCUUCCCCCGAAAAGCUGCCCAACUUGUUUCUGCUUUCUCUUCCAUUGCAAACAUACCCAACAGAGAUCAUCCAGCCGGACUGUUCUCAUCACCAACAUCAGUUAUCUUUUCCUGCUCAUACCACAAGGCCGUGGCCAUAAGAGUAGUACUUUCAACACAUAGUUUCUCAACAGAUUCGACAAAGCACACUGCCGUUGCUUCAAAAAGGAUCCCAAAUGACUUGCACGGAGACCUUAACCCUUCUCCCGGAAACCAUGGCAGGCUUCGACACACAAUCACAUUCCAGGAAGGCAUCCGCCAGGUAUAUUGUUUUUUUCUAUUUUGCGUGUUUUUGCUUUGCGUUGAGUUUGCGUUUGGUUUUACUGCUAGAAUCCCGGAUGUUUUAUGUUCCCAGAAAAAUCAUGUACUUUUUGUUUCGCAACACAACAUCUCCAAUGAUACCGGACUUUCCAAGGACUUUACCAGGCACAUUUCCAGCUUUCCCGAGCUUCCCAGGAACCCAUAGGAUUUUCGAAGGUCUUACCGUGUACCCACACGACGAGAGCAUGCUUUACCUCUUCGGAGGUUUCAAGGGCACUCUGAGAAUCAAAAAUAUGAACUGUUAAUCAAAAGACCUCCGGUCUCUGGUGAGUAUACCGACUUCAAAUGGACCUCAGACUGCAAUUUCUCUUUAUAUAUACCGGAAGGAGCCGAAUUUCCAAUGGACCCAAAACACCUGAUUUCUUUCAUGGUAACCUGUCAGCCGUUUAUAUACCCCAAGCCAGAGAUCUAUCCGCCGAAGUUCCAAGAUGUGGGCUCGCAUAUCCUGCGAGCGCAUCGUAACACCUAUCAGUUUAUCAACAAGAACUCGCACUCAGCUUCCAGGGCCAAACUAUGUGCUACAGGACAACAUGGCGACAAACAUCCAUCUGCCAUGCGAUCAGUGGUCUCUAUAUGCAGCUUCCAUGCAUGGGACUCCCACAGCAACUUUAUAGCAUGUCGGUUUCAACAGUGUUUACCACAAUGGACACCGUGGAUUAAUUUUCCUUUUUUAAUUGCCGCACAUGGAAUCUAUUCCUGAAACGACACUCCAAGGAACCGUUAUGGAAGUGACUGGCUACUCCAGCCAGUCAUCGUGCUCUAUCAAGCAUCAGGCAUCAAUUAUGCCACUGAAACCUACCAAGGGACAAUACAGUGGAUUAUCCUGGAACGGAAAAAGUGAGGGUUUACAGUACUCACCUCGUGAAUCUACUUCCCAAGGACCCAAUGGAUUUUCUGAUUCUUCUCUUUAUAUCCCAGUGGCUCAUAUGGCAAGUCAACGGUGGCCCGCCGAUUUGACUUCGGGCCUCGAGUCAGAGGAAAUGACCCGCUUUCCAUCCAAGGAUUCAUCAAGGACAACUCAGUCAACAUCAACAACUGAGUCUAUGCCAAUGGCUUACUUGCCCAAUGCCUCUCAGGCACAAUAUCAAAUGACAUCUGCAAGAUCAGAUGUUACAGGUAGAUCAGCUAGUCCAGCCAACACUCUUCUGUAUACUCCAACAGCACAAUUUGAUUUUCAAUCUGCAUUCGACAAUUUCCAGUACCCAGGAGGAGAUGAGUCAGCCGGAAAUGAUUACCAAGUACCAGUUACCAGUGGAUUCCAGCAGCCACCAACCUUGUCGUUGACAACAGGAGGAUUUGACAUGUUUUCCAAUAACCAUGGAUUACCUACAAGUAUGACAGCAGCUCCAAGCUCUAUUUCCAGUUAUGUUCACAGCGCACAAGAUUCAGUUUUCUUCGAAAGCCCUGUCUUAGGAUCUCCAGAUAUGUGGGAGACUGCUUUGCUUGAAUCUUCUAAACCACACACACCUAUUGCCGAGGAUUCCUGGGCUCUGCCACCACAAAUGAUGUCUUCGACAAAUAGCCCAUUGGACUACUCCCCAACCGAAGGCCGAUCACCAAGGUAUGUUCAAGGCCUUCCAGAUUUCGUGGAUUCACCUCCUUACAAGAUCGGCGACAGGACUAUAAGGAAGCCAAUGGGACCCAGAGCUUCCAAAGUAGCUAGUGACACGAACUCCAGACGUGUUCUUGGAACUGAGACAGAGGAGUCCUUCAAGUUGAUGGGCCGUUCCAGUCUCGAUGCUGAUAACUCAGCACGUGAUCAUCAUUUGUACCAUAAUGUGACGACUCAAUCCGAUGGAUUAUACCACUGCCCAUGGGAAGGAAACGCAUCAUGCCAACACAAGCCAGAAAAGCUUAAGUGCAACUACGACAAAUUCGUCGACUCUCACUUGAAGCCAUACCGUUGCAAGAUCGCUGCAUGUGCAGACAACAAAUUCUCCUCCACAGCAUGCUUACUCCGCCACGAGAGAGAAGCCCACGCCAUGCACGGACAUGGAGAUAAGCCCUUCCUUUGCAAGUAUGACGGAUGCGAGCGCGGCGUCACUGGCAAUGGCUUUCCCCGUCGCUGGAAUCUUUAUGACCACAUGAAGCGCGUACACAAUGACCCAUGCACAUCCAGGAGUGCCGGUGGUUCCCCACCACCUACUGAGAAGUCAGCCACUGGCUCCAAGAAGCGUAAGCAGGAUGCCAUCACGGAACCAAGUACCUCGGAUAAGGAACCAGUCAAGAGAGUCAAGUCUCCAGUUAUUAACCAACAACCAUCCUUGAUUGAAAUCUACCACCAAAGUGAGCAGCGACUCCAGGAGGCUGUGAAACAAUUGCACGACCCCAAGAGUGCAAACGGAAUGACCAACUUGAGAAACGCCAGUGACUGCAUCAAGAUGAUGGCACAGACUCUUCAAAAGAUUAAUCAGGCAUCUCCAGCCAUGAGCCGCACCUUCAGCCAUGGAUCCAUGAGUUGAGUGAAUUGUUCACUUUAAAACAUUGAGAAUUAGUUCACCUAAGUCGAGUUAAUCUCCACAAUGGUAUUCUUCCCGCAAGGAUAACAAUAAAGCGGACCCAGGCCGCUCAGACAACCCCGUCAGGAAAUCCUAGGACAUCACAAAAUUCGACAGAAUGGAGAGUCAUGGAGCCAGUCAUGCAUACGUAACCCAGAUUUAAGGAGCCAGGGAGCUAGCCACAAGGAUCCUUUCUUUAUGCCAGUGCCAGGAAUCAGUGUCUCAGAGUCGACAGUACCAGUCUGUCUCUUUGAAUUACAUUAUGAAAAUCUGCAAGCCCUGAAUUUUGCAUGCUUUUUAUCAAAUAAAUAGAUGCCAACCUACAAGGUUAGAUUGGCGAUAGAGGAAUUGAGAGA
Molecule: messenger RNA, 3391 nt
Organism: Botrytis deweyae
Lineage: Eukaryota; Fungi; Ascomycota; Leotiomycetes; Helotiales; Sclerotiniaceae
Exons: 4
Coding region: 1221-2999 (592 amino acids)
Source: RefSeq, a predicted model, not a curated record